GCUUGGGUGAUUUUAAAUUUGCAUCACGAUCUGCAAAACAACUCGCCAAAACGAAAUUUAAUAACUUCAUAACGUAUGGGAUAGCUUUUGAUCAACUGAUAGAUUAUUUCACAAAAAUGUAAUAUAUUUAAAUAAUUACAUGAAAUAGGGUUGGAUUCAGUCUAAAUAAAGGAAAUUAAUUUCCUUCGUUUCUAAUAAAUGUUCUCUCCAAUGAAUAAAAAUGGCGACGUCGAAGGGUGCGAAUACGUACAAUCGACAAAAUUGGGAAGAUGCGGAAUUCCCAAUUUUAUGUCAAACAUGCCUUGGAGACAAUCCUUACAUUAGAAUGAUGAAAGAGAAAUAUGGAAAAGAAUGCAAGAUAUGUGCCCGCCCCUUCACUGUGUUUAGAUGGUGCCCCGGAGCACGCAUGAGAUUCAAAAAGACAGAGGUGUGUCAAACGUGCUCCAAACUAAAGAAUGUUUGUCAGACGUGUUUGUUAGAUCUGGAAUACGGAUUACCGGUUCAGGUGCGAGAUGCUGCAUUGAAGGUCCAAGAUAGUAUGCCAAAGUCUGAUGUCAACAAAGAAUAUUAUACUCAAAACAUGGAGAGAGAGAUUGCAAACAAUGAUGGAACCGCGCCAGGCGGGGCUCUAGGGAAGGCCAUGGCUCCUAGUGACAUGUUACUCAAGUUAGCCAGAACCACACCCUACUAUAAAAGGAACCGUCCCCAUAUCUGUUCCUUCUGGGUCAAGGGAGAAUGUAAAAGAGGGGAGGAGUGUCCGUACAGACAUGAAAAGCCCACAGAUCCAGAUGAUCCUUUGGCGGAUCAGAACAUCAAGGAUCGAUUCUACGGCAGUAACGAUCCAGUGGCGGACAAGCUGCUGCAGAGAUACACGGACAUGCCUAAACUGACUUUACCAGAGGAUAAAACGAUCACUACUCUGUACAUUGGAAACCUGGGGGAGAAAAUCGGGGAAAAGGAACUUCGGGAUCACUUUUACCAGUUUGGAGAGAUUCGUAUGAUCAAUGUUGUGGCAAAGCAGCAAUGUGCGUUUGUCCAGUUCACAACACGAUCUGCAGCAGAGGCAGCAGCAGAAAAGUCAUUCAAUAAAUUAAUAGUUGGUGGGCGUCGUCUGACUAUCAAGUGGGGCAGGUCCCAGGGACAACAGAUGGCAUUAAAGAAAGAUGGGGAGGAGGAUGAAAAGGAUUUAGAACCUGUACCUGGUCUCCCGGGAGCAUUGCCAGCACCUCCUGAAGAGAUUGCCAAUAAUUUCUUCAAUCUUAGUAACCCACCUCCACCAAUGGGCAUGCCUCUUAGGCCACCACCCCUUGGUCUACCACCCAGGGGACAUCCGAUGAUGCCCUAUGGAAUGAUUAGGGGACCGCCACCACCAGGUGUAAGACUUCCUCCACCACCUCCAGGAAUGAUGCCCCUCAGACCCCCUCCUGGGCCUCCCAGAAUGACCCCUGUAACCUCCAUAGCCGUUCACUAUCCCUCACAGGAUCCAACAAGGAUGGGAGCCAUACCCUCAGCAGGAAAGACGUGAGGAAAGCUCUCAAAACUGUUUUGAGGGACAAAGAAUUUUUAACUUGUAGAGAUGAGGCUUAUUGUUGUGAUCAUGAUAAAAGACCCGUGUUUUGUGUGAAAUCUAAACAUGACCUUCAGCAAAGACUGGCAAUAGCCUCACACUGGUGAACAUCGUCAAUAUUGUUUCCUGUUAUUUCAUAGGUGACCAGAAUGUGAACAAGAUUUAUAUCAAUAAAUCAUGACAGUCUUCUA
Messenger RNA from Ostrea edulis (European flat oyster), 1758 nucleotides. RefSeq names its product pre-mRNA-splicing factor RBM22-like. NCBI's taxonomy places the organism in Eukaryota, Metazoa, Mollusca, Bivalvia, Ostreida, Ostreidae. Gene Ontology annotation, cellular component: U2-type catalytic step 1 spliceosome; Prp19 complex; U2-type catalytic step 2 spliceosome. Gene Ontology annotation, molecular function: metal ion binding; U6 snRNA binding; pre-mRNA binding. The record is from RefSeq and is a predicted model, not a curated record. The transcript has 9 exons. The coding region runs from base 221 to 1525 and encodes 434 amino acids.